AUGGUUAGCAACGAAAUGAGCAAGAACUUUGAGAUCGCCAUCAUCGGAGCCGGCAUUUCUGGCACCACUCUGGCCAUUGCCCUACACCAUCGCGGCCUUAAUGUAACAGUCUACGAAGCAGCACAUGCCUUUGGUGAGAUUGGCGCUGGGGUCUCGUUCAGCCCUAAUGCCGUUCAGGCCAUGAAAAUCUGCCAUGACGGUGUCUAUGAAGCCUUUGAGGAAGUAUGUACGCGAAACAAGUGGUCAUCCAAACAGAAAGUCUGGUUCAACUACGUGGAUGGAUACAACAAGACCAAAAGCGAUGGAAGUGAGUUGAAAGCCGAUGAACAGCCAGAUAUUGCUUUCACAAUCCACAACAGUCUAGGGCAAACCGCUGUGCAUCGGGCGCGUUUCCUAGAUGAAAUGGUCCACCUUCUCCCCAAGGGAAUCGCUCAUUUCGGGAAACGGUUAUGUGGUAUCACGGAACCUGCGAACGAUGAGGGAAAGCUAGUCAUGCAUUUUACCGACGGUACAUCCGCCGAAACAGAUGCAGUUAUUGGUUGCGAUGGUAUCAAGUCUGCUGUGCGACGCUGUUUGUUUGGUGAAGAUAGUCCCUCGGCUUGGCCUAGUUAUACGCAUAAGUAUGCCUAUCGCGGACUGAUUUCGACGAGAGAUGCAGUUGCAGCCAUUGGAAGCGAGGUGGCAGAGAAUUCGUUUAUGCAUAUGGGGCCGAAUGGACAUAUUUUGACAUUCCCAGUUGACAAGGGCGAGACAUUGAAUCUAGUCGCGUUCCGUACCACUUCUGCCAACUGGGAAGAUCCAUCUCGACUGACCAAGCCAGCUCAUCAGGAUGAUCUCCUACGAGAUUUUGAAGGCUGGGCGCCAUACAUUCAGAAACUUUUGAAACUUACCAAGCCUGACCUGGACAUUUGGGCAAUUUUCGACCUGGGCAACAACCCAGUCCCUACUUUCUGCAAAGGACGAGUCUGCAUCAUCGGCGACGCAGCACACGCAACAUCCCCUCACCACGGUUCCGGCGCCGGCUUUUGCAUUGAAAGUAGCGCAAUCCUCGCCUCUCUGCUCGCCUCAGACAAAGUCCAAACCGUCUCGGAUAUCCGCGCCGUCUUUGAGACCUUUGACGCCGUUCGUCGUGAACGGUGCCAGUGGCUUGUGCAAAGUAGUCGGUUUAUAGGUGAUUGCUAUGAGUGGCGCGCUGAUGGGGUUGGCAAGGAUUUUGAGAUUAUUGAGCGGGAAAUCAAUGUGAGAUAUGGUAUUAUUGCCAAUGUGGAUGUGGAGAAGAUGUGUAGGGAGGCCGUGGAAGAUUUCAAUAAAAGGGUAUCUGCCUAA
Messenger RNA from Talaromyces stipitatus ATCC 10500, 1326 nucleotides. Its product is annotated as salicylate hydroxylase, putative. Gene Ontology annotation, molecular function: FAD binding. The record is from RefSeq and is a predicted model, not a curated record. The transcript has 3 exons. NCBI's taxonomy places the organism in Eukaryota, Fungi, Ascomycota, Eurotiomycetes, Eurotiales, Trichocomaceae. The coding region runs from base 1 to 1326 and encodes 441 amino acids. Gene Ontology annotation, biological process: secondary metabolite biosynthetic process.